AUGGCGUCGCGCAUCGCCCAGCGGCGGUCCGUGGCCGCCCCGACGCGUCUUCAGACGGACGCCGCCAAGCCACGGCCGUCGGUCGCAAGCCCUCGCAGUAGUAGCAUCCCACCGGCGAGCAAGACACCACCCGCAAGCAAGACGCGUCCGCCGCCGGCGCCGACGUCGACGAUCCCGAAACCACGACCGUCGACGGCGUCGUCGUCCAACAUUCAGCGCACGGCAUUGCCACGCUCGGCGACGAGCCGCAUAUCGUCCGCACCUCGGUCAACGCUACUGGAGAAGAAGCCACCGCUCAUUCGACAAGCGACCACCUCGUCGCUGCUCAAGCCACCGAGUGCGAUCGAGACGUCAUCCAAGACCAAGCCUGUGAUGCGCAAGACGGCAUCGCUCUCGACGCCAGCGCUCGUGCUGUCGACGGCACGGCCAAUCGAAGCGGCGGCCAUGGCAGCACUGCAGUCGUCGCCAACCGCCAAGGCCGCCGCCAACCUUGAUCUCGCGAUUGAACGGGAAGAAGGUGCUGCCAAGCUCGCAGCGUGCAACGAAUCGCUCGAAGCAAGGGACGCCGAGUUGGCAGCUACGGUAUGCGAGUUCACUGCCAAGAACACCGAGCUUACUGCCAAGAACACCGAGCUCGCAGCCAAGAACACCGAGCUCGCAGCCAAGGGCGAGGAAUUGGCUGCAAAGGAUGCCUUGCUCGCAACCAAAGAGGCCACGAUCACAGACUUCAGCACUGCGUGUGCUCGGCUCAAGGCCGACUGCGAGACGUACGCAACGACAGCACUCAACUGGAAGUCCAAAUGCGAAGCCGCUGAGGCUGCCACGCUCAUGUGGCAAGGCAAGUGCGAGGCUCUGACGCGUGAGCUUCAGCACGCACAAACAAGUGCAAUGUCGAUAUCGAAGGACGAUUUAUUCAAGCCAGCGAUGGCACGCCGGAGCAGCUCGUCGGUGCUGCUGCGUGCCAACGCCGCGUGGGUCCAAGCGGCCGAGGGCCUUGAGCACAACUUGGCGGACGCGGAGACGCUCAUCCAGCACUUUCACAGCGACAGUGACGCGCCGACGUCACCGAUGAUGAUGCACCGCACGUCGUCGUUGGUGCUACCCGACACGAUCGCGGCGCUCGACGCGCAGCUCCAACGCAUGCCGCUUCAGCUCGAGGACGAGACGAUGGCGAGCCAACAAGGCUACGAGCGCGACCUCUUCAACCUCAAGAAGGAACUCCGGCGCCUCGGCGAGUACGUGCGGUCCCAGCAAAGCGUGACGCUCCUCGAAGACGAGUUCAAACAGUACAAGCUCAGCACGGAAGAGAAGCUCCAUCGGUCCCACGAUGAGCUCCAUAGCCUUCGCGCCAAGCUUUUGGGGCUAGCCAAGACGCACUGCGAGCAGAUGGCCGAGGCCGUCACGCGCAUGAACGUACUCGAAGACACGAUCGAAGCGCUCCAAGCUGGCGCACCAGUCGCCGAGCCCGACGACCACAUGGCCGCGUGGAAGGUCGAGCGCGACCAGCUAAGCGCCACGAUUACGUCGUACGAGCGCACGCACGUUGAACUCCAGACGCAACUGGCGACGCUCCAAGCGUCGGUCGCGAGCAUGAACGAGGAGAAGCUGCUGCUCACAGCGCAAUGCUCGUCGCUCCAGAGCGCGCUCGCCAGUCGCAAGGACGUUGACGGCGUGUGGGACGUCAUGUCGUCCACGUCGGCGUGGGUCGUUGACGUCCUGCGGGCGCAGCUCGACCAGUGCUAUGUUCGUCGCAGCGUCUAUGCGCGAGAGCCAUCGCGAGCGUCGAGCGCUCGGGUGCUCGAGCUGGAAGCUACGCUAUUAGAUCGCGAGUCGCAAGCGCGCGAACUCCAAACCCAAAAGCGCGCGCUGGAGGCCCAGGUGCGCGAGCUUGAAAACCAAGUGCGAGAUCUUGACGUCGUCGCGAGCGCAAGCGUGGACAUGGAAAACUUGCAGCUGCAGCUUGACGGGCAAGAGCGCCAGCUCACGGCGCUGCGAGCGCAAAAACACCACGAGAGUGUCGAGAACCAUGCGCGGAUCGCGGCGCUUGAACUCGAGCGGGACGAACUUGAGUCUGGAGCGCGCGCAUCAGGUGUGCAGUUGCAGCAGCUGCAAAAGCACAUUGUAUCGCUCACCGCGCGGUACGACCAGGAGCAAGCCAACAGCGUGCAAUUGGACGCGACGUUGGAGGCGCAGCAAGCCCACAUCACGGCGCUUGAGCGUACGAAGGCGACGAUGGCGACCAAGAUGGCGCAGCUGGAGCGGGCGCUCGCGCUCGCCGACAAGCAGCACGCAAAUCAUCGACAGCUCUUGGACCGUGACCACGCUGCCUCGGCGACGCUGCAUCUGGAGAUCGCGCACUUGAAAAAACAAAACGACGGGCUCGCGCAGCUUCUCGGUCGUCAAGAGGCGGCACUCCACGACGCGCAGAAGAGCGUGACCGACCUCGAAGCCCAAGUCGAGCGCUACCAGCUGCAGCAAGUCGAGUUGGAUCAGUACAAGCACGAGGUCGAGGCCAUGGAGGAGAUUCUUGAGGCCAGCAGUCCGCUCCGCGGCGCGGCCGUGCGGCCGCACAUGCCAUCGUCGUCGCCGCCGUCGCCAAGUGCCAAGCGAAGCGCGGACCCCCACGUGGCCAUGUGGCGCGAGCGCUGCGCUGCGCUCGAAGGUACAAACGCCGCGCUGCUAGCAAAGCUCCAAGCAAAGGACGAGCCUGACAUCCGCUUCUACGUCGCUCAAGUAGAUGGUCUCGAAGAGCGCCUGAGCGAGCAAGCCGCCAUGUACCAAGGCCUCCUCGACGACGCCCAAGCGCGUUGCGAUGCGCUCAGCGCCAAGUACGACGCCGCGAUGCGACAGCUCUCGACGCUACCGACAAGCCUCGACCAAAGCAUCUAG
Messenger RNA from Saprolegnia diclina VS20, 2889 nucleotides. RefSeq lists its product as hypothetical. The coding region runs from base 1 to 2889 and encodes 962 amino acids. Lineage: Eukaryota; Oomycota; Saprolegniomycetes; Saprolegniales; Saprolegniaceae. The transcript has 2 exons. The record is from RefSeq and is a predicted model, not a curated record.